CACAGUGCUUUACGGGAACACGCGACUUCAGCCAAGAACAGUUAAAAAGAACAUCAUUAAUUUUCCACUAAUCGUGGCAUCAGCAAAUAUUGUGCUUGGAAAGAAAAAAAUUCUCAAACGAAUAUGGAAAAGUCCGGAAAAUUUUAUAAAAUUAUACAAUUUCUAGCAAAAGAUAAGAAAGAUCGAAGUGUGGAUAUUGUACCGUGUGACUGGAUCAUGUAUGAUAAUACAAGUGGCAAAUUAAAGACAAUUUUUAUGCCACCGCCAUACACAACUGAAACAGUAGAGUUGUUAUACUCUCUUGUUAAAAGUAGGGCAGAACCAUCCAAAUCGUGGCCAUCCUAUGAAAUAAAAAUUUUAGGUGAUGCCAAAACUUACGAAUCGGCCACGAUUAAAUUAAAAGAAUUAGGAACAAAAGAAUAUGCGUAUUCUACUGAAAGUGAUCACGGUAAAGCAAGAUCACUUUCUGACACAAAGAAAUAUAAACUCAAAGCUUUUAAAACUGACUGUGACAUAGAAAAGGAGUUAUUAAACGUUCCACUUUUAAAUGAUAGUGAUGAUAGUCUUGUCAGCGAAUGCAGCAGAAAGAGCGAAUGUAAGUAUUUAGUAAUUUAUUAAUUAUUGAUUAGUUGUAUAUAUACAUGUAUAUGUGUGUGUAUAGGGUAAGUGUC
Molecule: messenger RNA, 671 nt
Organism: Wasmannia auropunctata (little fire ant)
Lineage: Eukaryota; Metazoa; Arthropoda; Insecta; Hymenoptera; Formicidae
Exons: 3
Coding region: 124-618 (164 amino acids)
Source: RefSeq, a predicted model, not a curated record